AUGACCGAACUCCGACGAUGGCACUUGACGGGCAUAUCGCCUUUGCCUCGUCUACGGCUAGUCCCCGAAGGCUUCUGGGAUAAUUACACGGGAACCGAUUUGAGGCUUCUGCUUCACGUCACUCGUAUCUCCCUCGAUUUUGAAAGUCGUGGUAUUAGUAACUGCAGUGUCUGGCUGCAGAAGAUGCCCUUCUUUCUUACGAUGGCGCUCGAGAACCCAUUUGUGAUGAGCUCACUCCUGGCAUUUUCUGCUAGCUACAUAGCUUGGAUUACCCGAAACCACCAAACGAGGAAUUUAAUGCUCCUGUACAGAGGAUUUGCCCUAAACGGGCUACGAAGAUCUCUUUACAAACUUUCUGAAAGCAUCUCCGAGGCAGUUCUGGCUGCAUCUAUCCUCCUUUUAUGGCAGGCAAACGAGUGGCAGGAAUGGGUUUUGCUCCAGCGAGGAAUCACCACGGUUUUCAAUACCAUGACACCGGGUGCCAAGUAUCGAUCCGAACUGGCCCAGUUUUUGGAUGACCAGAACGACAUGAAGGAUGAUUCUUCUUCGGAGCUCUUCUGCGGCUGCGGUCCUGCAGCCCUGGACACUGUCACCGCCAAUUUGCUCGACAUGCAGAAUUCAUUCGUCCAACAACUCCAUGGUUCGUACAUUAGUCAAUUAUUGCAGUUCAUCCAGAAGCUACAAUCUGGUGGUCCUUUUGUCAAUGCUGAAGAGGCAUUCGAUAGAUUGCGUCCGCUAAAUACAUGGCUGCUUUGGCUGCCGCCGGCUCUCUUGGCCGAACGAGAAGAAGAAGCAAGUGCCUUUCUUAUACUCUCGCACUAUUACGCAGUCGCGAUCGCCAUUACAUCAACCUUGCAUUUUUCAGACCUGCGAAACUCAUAUCUAGGAAGCCUCUCUUUUUCUCCGUUUGCAUUCGUUCGACAAAGCUUUCACCUUAAAAGUAUUACGCCCAAAUUCUGCGAUCGUGCCCACCCGUUGAUCAGGCAAUACGAGGUCCAGGGUACAACAGGCCCUAUACUUGGAACACGGGGCACCAGACCCUUACUCCUUGCUGCUUGCGAUGAUACUUCAAAAGAGUCCCUGCUCUUGUUGGCGGAUGAGAGAUUGGCACCAAAUCUGGCGCUCAGCGCGCUGAACACCCAGAUUCGAGAAGCGUUUAAUUCCUUCGUCACGACGGUGUUUCCAGGAAUUUACUUUGGGCACAGUGCGCGUGUCGAAGUCAAUUUGAUGGACUGGCUGCGCUGCACCCAUGUUGAUAACCCCCCAUCGCCACUUUCUUGGGCGAUAAGAUCUCUCAGCACUUAUUAUUUAGGGAAGAAGUAUAAAGACUCGGAGCAGUUGAUCUGGAGUCGAUAUAUGUACAAUCGGGGCUUGAAUCGGUUGGCUUGCGCGCUCCAUAGCCCCACCUCCGCCAUGUCGGAUGAGACUCUCGCUGCAGCGAUUCUAUUGGGGGUUUAUGAGAUGAUGGAUGGGACCGCUGAAUGCUCCUGGCUAUCUCACUCUCGCGGUAUAGCUCACCUUAUCCGAUCGCGAGGGCCGAGCCCACAUCGGAACGGGAUUGGCCGCACGCUUCUGAUCUCGUUCCGGUCCUUUCUGGUUCUUGAUGCAUUUCUCCGUGGAGAGUCAUGUUUCCUUGAGAGCAGUGAAUGGCAAUCAGCGAUCAAGGACACAGUCAGUGCAGAUGAAAGGAAUGGGAAGAAGAGUGUACUUGGAGCUAUCGUCGACAAUGCCUUCAGCGAGGUGACAAGAUGCCCAGGGUUGUUUAUUCGCACGCAAAACAUGAUUGCUCAGAAGCAUGUGUCGAAGUCCUCGAGAAAAGGAUUGAUUGACGAGAUCCACAAAACUCGAAAGACACUGGCUGACUUCCGUAAACAAAUGACCGUCAACCUGGUUAAUGUCAGCGAGCACCAAACAAUCCAAGAGCGAAUGGCAUUCUUCGGGUCUAUCCCGACUACUAUUGCCUGUGUCUUUGCACAGCAUUCACUACAUGGGAUACGAUCUGCUCUUGCUCUGCUCGAUAAGUUAUACACUGUCCUCGAACCACAUGCAAGUCCACACGUGUCGCCUCCGUCUUGGGCUGUGGACAGCUCUUUGAAGCCCUCAUGGAAACUCGAGAAUGUUCCUGCCUCGUCGAAGGGUCACACCCCUCAUGGUUCCUCUGAGAUCAUUAUCCCCUCUACGUGUCAGGGUGAAAAGCCCGGUGACUGGCUUGAUAGGAUCCAAUUGGCAAUGGGGAUGCUUACGUUGGAGCCUUUGUGA
Molecule: messenger RNA, 2259 nt
Organism: Penicillium argentinense
Lineage: Eukaryota; Fungi; Ascomycota; Eurotiomycetes; Eurotiales; Aspergillaceae
Exons: 4
Coding region: 1-2259 (752 amino acids)
Source: RefSeq, a predicted model, not a curated record